AUCAUUACCAGAUGUUUCCAGAUAAAAAUUAUCAAAUCAGACUUAAGAGUUAAAGAACCUUGAUCAAACUAAUUUUAAGAGGUUUAUUUAUAGAAAAAUGGUAAAAAGACCUUCCUUUCUGUACUUUGAUAAAAGAAAUGGGUCAGAAUUUUUUUUAUUCCAUUUGAAAAAAUGAGUUAGGYCGUUUGUUUUUGUACGGUUGGCUGCGCUGCUCAGGUGAAAAUGGCGUGUGUCAACUGUCAUUGAUUUUUUCUCACCAACAACAACAAAAAAAUGAAUUGUGAGAAUUUUUUUGGUAAUGAAUAAGAGUUUUUUAGUGCAAAACCAAAGUUUGUGAUAAAAUAGCGCCGUGUUAUCACCUCAAGAUGCAAAACAAUUGACGCGUUCUUACAAGUACAUGAUGUACGCCACCAAACAACCCUCCUUAAGGAUUAAUCAAGCCGAUCUCAAGUGCAAAAAUGGAUGCGGUUACUACGGAAAUGCCGACUGGGACGGGUACUGUUCGAAAUGCUACCGCAACCACAUGGACCAGGAGCGCCAACGCAAGGGGGCGCGCCACUCCGACCCAACGAAAGUCGUUUCCGGUUUUUCGAAAUUCGAAGAGAAGAAACGUCAACAGACCGACAAGAAGAACAAAUACUUGAAAAGUUUGCCUGUUUUUCGGAAAACUUCGAACGCCAAAGAUUCGGGUCGUCCGGAGCGUCAUUUAGAUUUGAGACAGGCAAAUCCCGAUGCUGAUAAGUUGACAGCUGAGUUUAUUUCGUUGUAUGGUGUGUGGGGGGAGCAAGUCCGUCGGGAUUUUUUCAAGUGUGUUCAYUCCUUCACAACGAAGAUUUACAGCGAGUUGGAGAAUAAACCGAUCGAGGAUAUCGCAGAAAUGGCACAGAAAUAUUACAAUUUGUACAGUAAUCGAGUCAAUAAUACGGAAACUUAUCAGGAAGUUACCACCGACGUCCGUGAUGAGUUACUGGAUUUUUUCGAAAAGUAUGUCAUGGUUAGUCUCUACAGUUGGUUGUUUUGUCCUCCGAGUACUAACGACGAAGAAAAGGAUUUAAUCAUUCAAGAACGCAUACGCAAACUUAGUUGGGUCAAUGCCCACCAUUUAGACUGUUGCAUUAGCGAAACUAGUAUAGAAGUUAGAGAUUUAGUUUACACAGCAAUCACACAUUUACUAGGAAUGGAUUCGAUGAAAGCACCACAAGAAAAACUCUCUUGUGUUGUUUCCUGUUGUCAGAGUGUUGUCAAAGUUUUACAACAUUGUCAAGGUGGUCCUGUUAGUGCUGAUGAAUUUCUACCAGCACUCAUUUUCAUUGUUUUAAAAGCAAAUCCAGCACGACUCAAAAGUAAUAUUCUUUACGUGACACGAUUUUGCAACGAUAGUAGAUUAAUGCAAGGCGAGGCUGGUUAUUAUUUCACUAAUUUGUGUUGUGCCGUUUCAUUUAUUGAAAAUUUAACAGCUGAAUCGUUAAAUAUGCCACAGCAGGAAUUCGAGGGUUAUAUGAACGGUGAAAUAACUGCAGUAAGUGCAUGGGAAUCGGCCCUAGUGGCAUGUGAGGGGAUGCACCAACUCUGUGAACAUUUAUCUCUUCUCAAAGACUUGUCAAUUCGGACGAAUACCGUUCAAGAUGAGACGAAAAAACUCACUGAUGAUAUUUUAAAAUUCAAAGAGGAGAUGAAUGAGAAAGUUAAUGCGGUUUUAGAACGAACUCCACUUAUAAUUAAGCCGAGGAAAACACCCGAAGAGCUCAAAACCGAAUCAAAAAUUGUCCACGAUGACACUCACCAAAAUUUCUUCUUGCAAAAUCUACAAAUCGCUCAGAGUAAUAUCGACGAUGCUAAAACUAAACUACAAUUAGACAUCACACCUUGUGUUGGUGGUAAAAAUUCACCAAUUGAAAAUGAUCACAGUCUUUCGAAAAUCAACUACGAUAUUGAUUUCUCCGAUUUGAGUGGUGAAAAUAGCUUAAAUGAAUUAACACCAGAAAAAAGAAAAUCCCCAAGUUUUACUCCAGAUCCUUUUAGUCCAGUUGGUAGUACGUGUACUAUAACACAAGCCCCUUUAAUACCCACAAAACCGGACGAUUUUGUACUACCAUUCGUAGAGACAGACGAUGGGACGAAUCUACCAUCACCCAUCAAACCCAUGACYGCACAAUAUUCAGGAUUCUCCAAACAGGGCUGGCAAAUACCCAGCAUUCCGUGCAUUACGGGAGACCUGGGGGCGAACACAUCACAGGCUAGUCAAUCGAGUCAAGAUAAGGAAAAUUAAGGUCUUAUUUUGUAUCAUUUUAUUUCAAAUAUAUUUUAUUCCUCUACAA
Tribolium madens (black flour beetle) is the source of this 2318-nucleotide messenger RNA. RefSeq names its product rab5 GDP/GTP exchange factor (gene Rabex-5). Gene Ontology annotation, biological process: vesicle-mediated transport. The coding region runs from base 398 to 2269 and encodes 623 amino acids. The record is from RefSeq and is a predicted model, not a curated record. Gene Ontology annotation, cellular component: endocytic vesicle; cytosol. Gene Ontology annotation, molecular function: small GTPase binding; DNA binding; guanyl-nucleotide exchange factor activity. The transcript is spliced from 7 exons. NCBI's taxonomy places the organism in Eukaryota, Metazoa, Arthropoda, Insecta, Coleoptera, Tenebrionidae.